Phlebotomus papatasi is the source of this 4236-nucleotide messenger RNA. RefSeq names its product structural maintenance of chromosomes protein 4 (gene glu). Lineage: Eukaryota; Metazoa; Arthropoda; Insecta; Diptera; Psychodidae. Gene Ontology annotation, biological process: mitotic chromosome condensation. Gene Ontology annotation, cellular component: chromosome. The transcript has 6 exons. The record is from RefSeq and is a predicted model, not a curated record. Bases 169 to 4128 code for a protein of 1319 amino acids. Gene Ontology annotation, molecular function: ATP hydrolysis activity; protein binding; ATP binding.
ACGGUUUUCCUCAGUUCAAAUGUGAAAAGUAAUCCGCGAACAACAGUCCGCAUUUAAUUGAUUUUUCUGUGUUUUUCUUUGGACAUUGGCAAUUUUCCUUUAGUACUCGCCAAGUUUUUCCGCUUUUCAGAGCUACUUUGGCCAGAAAUCGGGAGAAAUUGAAGUGGGAUGGCUACUGGCGAGGUGCAGAGGAUGGCCAAUGGUAUGGAUGUGGACAAUGAUGAGGCGCAGAUGUCAGACGAUGAAGAAGGAGGAACGAGGAUAGGGGAUAUCUACAUUCCACCACCGGUGCCACCGUAUUGUUCAGCCGAGAGUAAAGGUCCUCGCUUGAUAAUUACUCACAUUGUCAAUGAGAACUUCAAGAGUUACGCGGGGAAAGUCACCCUUGGACCAUUCCACCAGAAUUUUACAGCUAUCGUGGGGCCAAAUGGAAGUGGCAAGAGCAAUGUUAUUGACUCAAUGCUCUUCGUUUUUGGCUAUAGAGCUCAGAAGAUUAGGUCAAAGAAACUCUCAGUAUUGCUGCACAAUUCUGCAGCUCAUCCCAAUGUCACUAGCUGCUGUGUAGCUGUGCAUUUCAAGCAGAUUGAAGAUAAACCCGAUGGGACUUUUGAGGAGCUUCCGGAAAGUGGUUUUGUGGUUUCCCGGAGUGCUUUCAAGGACAAUUCUUCAUUUUACACGGUCAAUGAUCGUCGGGUGCAGUUCAAGGAAGUGGCUAGGCUGCUGAAACAGCAUGGAAUUGAUCUGGAUCACAAUCGUUUCCUCAUUCUUCAGGGCGAAGUGGAAUCAAUUGCCAUGAUGAAGCCCAAGGGAGCCACUGUGGAUGCCAGUAAGAAUGAAUGUGGCCUCCUGGAGUACCUGGAGGACAUCGUAGGGACAACGCGGUACAAGGAGCCCCUGGUGAAGAUCAACGACAAGGUCAUGAUGUUCAAUGAUGAACGCCUGGAGAAGCACAAUCGCUGCAAACUGGCCGAGAGGGAGAUUAAGGAUCUCGAGAAACCCUAUGAGGAUGCCUUGGAGUACCUCAAAUGCGAAAAUCAACUGACCCGGACCAAGAAUCGGCUUCUGCAGAAGAAAAUGUUCGAGAAACUGGCAGCCCUCAAGGAGUUCGAUGAGCAGAAAAAUGCCGUUCUAACUGAACUCAAGGCGCACAAUGAGAAAUAUGACAAACUGAAGGAGGAACGCCACGAAUUGGAGGGAAUUGUGAAGAAGGACAAUCAAGAAUUUACCAAUCUCACCAAGAAGCUCGAAAAUCUCGAGAGUGAACAUGAAAAAGUCACCUGCAAACACGCAGAAGUCCAAUCCUUAAUGCAGUCAACAAAUACGCGCCGGAAGAAGACGAUGACGCAAGUGGAGAAGGAGAAGCGCAAUCUCGAGGAGCAGUUGAAGAUGCCGGCAAAAGCUGAGGCAGAAAUAGCAGAAUGUCGCAAACAAAUUGAAUCAAUGUCCCAGGACAAAGCCAAGGAGGAAGAUCGACUAGCGACAAAUCUGGCCAGCUUGGAAAAUGAGACCAAAGCUCUCAAUGAGAAGCGAGAGCCACUGGAAAAUAAAUUAAUUGGCCUUCAGGAGGCUGUCAAUGAGGAUCGUGCUGCCCUGAGGACUGUGGAAUCCGAGCUGAAAGCUGUGCAGUACAAUGAAGUGAUGGAGUCCAGGAAGUACAUUUCGCUGAAGACAGCCUUCGAGGAGGCCGAGAAGACGCUGCAGGAGAAGGAGAAAGCUCUCAAGGAAGUCACACAGGUUCUGCCAAAGGCCAGGGAGGACCUAGCGACGGCUCAGGAGGAACUAAAAGUGAACAAGAAGAAGGAAGGAGAACUUCGAGUGGAACUUCAGCGCUUUCGGGCAAAUUUGGAGGAGGUUACGACCAAUAUGCAAGCAGCCCAGUCGAGGGACAAAGUCGUGAAUUCACUGAUGCGGCAGAAGCAAUCGGGUAAUAUUCCGGGGAUUCUGGGUCGUCUUGGGGAUCUGGGUGGAAUCGAUGGUAAGUACGACGUGGCCAUUUCCACUUGUUGCGGUCGUCUAGAUAACAUCGUCGUGGAUACGGUGGAUACAGCUCAGGCGUGCAUUGAGUAUCUCAAGAAGCACGACGUUGGCCGAGCUACAUUCAUUGCUUUGGAGAAGGUGAAUCAUCUGCAGGAGUAUUGCAAUCAACGGUUGAGUUACCCAGAAGGAGUUCCGCGUCUUUUCGAUCUGAUCAAAGUUGAGGAUCCGCGAGUUUCUGUGGCUUUCUACUUCGCUCUGAGGGAGACUCUCGUUGCAUCCGAUCUAGAUCAAGCGUCACGUAUUGCGUACGGUGCAACUAGGUAUAGGAUGGUUUCGUUGCGAGGAGAUGUGAUUGAGACGUCAGGAACGAUGUCUGGAGGAGGAAAGACAGUGAUGCGUGGUAGGAUGGGACAACAUGUGGCCACAAAGACAGGCGGAGGAACUCCAAAGUCCAGGAAGGAGAUUGAAGGGAUGCAGGUGAAGGCUGAGAGCUUGCAGUCGGAGAUUAACUAUCUGCAGGAGCAACAGGGCAAUCUGAUGCGUCAGAUUAGUGAGUUGACGAGUUUGAUACGAUCAAAGGAGACGCUAGAAAAGAAGAACCUCGUGGAUAUUAAGAGUUUUCGUCAGCAGUUGCCGCAUAUGAAGGAACAAGUGGAGCGGCAGGAAGUGAAGAAGAAUGAGACACAGUCGGAUCCGGAGAAGGUGAAGGAAUUGGAAGGAGAGAUUGAGAGGAGGAAGAGUACAUUGGCGAAUUCGGAGAAGGCUGCCAAAGAGAUUUCUGAUCAAAUUCUUGGAAUCAAUCGGCAAAUUGGUCGGAUUACGGAUUCAAAGGUGAAGACGGUGAAGGAGAAGAUUUCGGAGUUGACGAAGAAGAUAGAGAAGAUGACAACACAUGUGAACAAAAUGACGGCGAAUUUGAAUAGUGCCGAUCAUACGAGGAAGAAACUCGAGACGAAAAUUAAGAAUCUGGAGGAGGAGAUUGAAGAGGCGGCUAACUGUAUCAGGGAGAAGAGUGACGAACGGAAGCAAUUGGAGGAGAAAGCUGAAGAAUUGAAGAAGAUGAUUGAAGAACAUCAGGCACAAAUUGCAGAAGCAAAGAAUAAGAAUUCCGGAACGACUAAGAGGAUAGCCGAGAUUCAGAAGCUAGUGAGUCAAGGUAAGUUGGCCAAAGUGGAGAUUGAUGAUAAACUCCAGGCCAUAGAGAAGCGAAUAAAGGAGAUCAAUGAACGGAUCCCAGCUUGGCGUAACGAAAUCAAGAAGUUAACGCUUCAGGAGAUUCCCAAUCAGACCGAUCUGGAACCACUGAAAACGUACACGGAGGAAGAUUUGGAGUCACACACUCUGCAAGAUCUGCAGUAUGAAUUGGAUGUACUUGAGACGAAGCUGAAGAACGCCAAGCCCAAUCUUUCCGUUAUUGAGGAGUACAACAAGAAACGCGAAGUCUACCUGCAACGCGUACAAGUUUUGGAAGAAGUUACGAAGCGUCGGAAUGACUUUAGAACGCUGUACGACGAAGUGAGGAAGAAGCGCUUCACAGAAUUCAUGCAGGGCUUCAGUAUCAUCUCGAAGAAGCUCAAAGAGAUGUACCAGAUGAUAACGCUAGGUGGAGAUGCUGAACUUGAUCUCGUUGACUCAAUGGAUCCCUUCAGCGAGGGCAUCAUGUUCAAUGUGCGACCACCGAAGAAGUCCUGGAAGGUUAUUUCCAAUCUUUCGGGCGGAGAAAAGACUCUCUCUUCCCUGGCACUUGUCUUUGCCCUUCACUACUACAAACCAUCACCGUUGUACGUCAUGGAUGAGAUUGAUGCAGCUCUCGACUUCAAGAACGUCUCAAUUGUGGCGCACUACAUCAAAGAACGCACCAAAAAUGCUCAGUUUGUCAUCAUAUCCCUCCGAUCUAACAUGUUUGAGCUCUCCAAUACGAUGGUGGGCAUUUACAAAGUUAAUGACUGCACAGAUUCUGUCGCAGUUGAGAAUGACUGCAGCACGGACUAUCCGCAGGAAUCCGAGGACAAUACUCAAGAGACUAUUAGAGUAACUCAGUCUCAGGAUGUUAGAAUGACUCAGACUCAGGACAUUAUGAGGACGUCGGAAAUAGAUUUCAGGAUGAGUGACCAAGGGGAAGUACCAGGAGAAAUACCAGCAGAUAGAUAAAUGCAAUAGAAUCAGCAACAUUCUUAAUUUUUUUUCAGGAAGCUUUCUCUGUACUCAAAACAACAAAUUUUCACAUUUUUCAAUAAACGAGUUUAAUUUUUUUUUAAA